Saccharomyces mikatae IFO 1815 is the source of this 768-nucleotide messenger RNA. It is a transcript of the gene PUS5, whose product is annotated as pseudouridine synthase PUS5. The record is from RefSeq and is a predicted model, not a curated record. The transcript has a single exon. Bases 1 to 768 code for a protein of 255 amino acids. Gene Ontology annotation, biological process: pseudouridine synthesis. NCBI's taxonomy places the organism in Eukaryota, Fungi, Ascomycota, Saccharomycetes, Saccharomycetales, Saccharomycetaceae. Gene Ontology annotation, molecular function: pseudouridine synthase activity; RNA binding.
AUGUCAAUGUGUAUAAAAAGGCAGAUACCAAUAAUCUUUGAAAAUGCACACUACUUAAUUGUCAAUAAACCGCCUGGCAUACCUUCUCAACCGCCAGACACAAGAACGUGGGGGAGAACACAUCCUGGCCUUGAUCCGACCCCUCUAUUAGAUAGAUUCAAAACCAUCUAUUGCUCAUAUAAACAGGUGGAAUUAUAUCGGACCGUACAUAGGUUAGACCACUGUGUAACUGGGGGGAUGCUGAUUGCAAAGACUAAGGACGCUAGUAUAAAGUUCUCUAGAUUUUUACAAAAAGGCGGUAAUAAGGGUUAUAAGUUGCUAAGAAAGUACGUUGCCAUUGUCGAACGACCCAGUUGUCUUGAUAAAAGAUUUAAUGAUCAAGUUAAUAAUGGCUCACAUUAUAACUCGUUGGUUUCCCAUGAUGGUAGACAGAUUACUAAGUUCAAGUUGAUAGACGAACAAUGUAUUGUUUUACAAUUGGUAACAGGAAAAAAGCACCAGAUUCGGCAGCAUCUCUCUCAAAUUUUGAAUCAACCAAUAUUGAAUGACCAGAAAUAUGGUAGCACGAGUAAAUUAACAACACCUUUUAAGGAUCAAAUAGCAUUGCAUUCUGCAUGCAUCAUCACAAAAAUUGGCCUGCAAACCCAGACUCAUUUAAUACCCAUGAAAUUCAAUAAUACUGGCAAACUUUGGUCAAGGAGAUACGUCAAUGAAGAAGGUGAAUUCAUUUCCCAAAUAAAAGACGUCCUUAUAGAGAACUGGGAUUGA